Messenger RNA from Platichthys flesus (European flounder), 2415 nucleotides. RefSeq names its product solute carrier family 2, facilitated glucose transporter member 1-like. Bases 326 to 1807 code for a protein of 493 amino acids. Gene Ontology annotation, cellular component: basolateral plasma membrane; apical plasma membrane. Gene Ontology annotation, biological process: response to insulin; monosaccharide transmembrane transport. The transcript is spliced from 11 exons. Lineage: Eukaryota; Metazoa; Chordata; Actinopteri; Pleuronectiformes; Pleuronectidae. The record is from RefSeq and is a predicted model, not a curated record. Gene Ontology annotation, molecular function: hexose transmembrane transporter activity.
AGAGCAGUAGAGCAACAGGGAGAGAGAGAAGACAUCGCUGCUAUAUAGCUACGAAGCUUAUCUACACGAUGAUGUCCUUCUCCUCCUGAGGCUGCAGCCCAUAAUGAUCCACUUAGUGGUGACGUCAGUAAGCUGCUUACUGCAGCAGGUGAAUGGAAGAAGCAAAAUAUUUGUUUACACUGAUGCUGGACUAAAUGAUACUCAAUACAGCAUCAUGACUACAUGUUGAAAGUAGGCAUAUUUGUUUAACAGAUUAUUAAUGAUCCGGAUUUUGACAGUGUGAAGAAGUGAAGUCUGGAGUUUGUGAGUUUUCUUCGCAGCCAGUAUGGAGUGUCACAACAAGGUGACACCUCAUCUGUUGAUGGCUGUAGGGACAGCUGUGAUUGGCUCUCUCCAAUUUGGAUACAACACAGGUGUCAUCAAUGCUCCUCAGAAUAUCAUUGAAAGCUUCUACAAUGAGACGUGGAGCACCCGGUUUUCAGAGCCCAUCUCUCAGAACAUGUUAACAGCUCUUUGGUCGCUCUCUGUGGCCAUCUUCUCUCUGGGGGGAAUGUUCGGCUCCUUCUCUGUUGGCCUCUUCGUAAAUCGCUUUGGCAGGAAGAACUCCAUGCUUAUGGCCAAUGUACUCACCUUUAUUGCGGCUGUGUUUAUGGGAUUCUCCAAGCUGGCUGCAUCCUUCGAGAUGCUCAUCAUUGGCCGUUUCAUAGUGGGUCUCUACUCUGGUCUUUCCACUGGCUUUGUGCCCAUGUAUGUAGAAGAAAUCUCUCCCACAUCUCUCCGCGGAGCAUUAGGCACUCUGCAUCAGCUCGGUGUAGUGAUCGGCAUUCUCAUGGCACAGAUCUUUGGAACUGCAUCUAUCAUGGGGAAUGCAUCCUUGUGGCCCUUGCUGCUAGGUUGUACUCUGCUGCCAGCAGUGGUGCAGUGUGUCCUUCUGCCCCUCUGUCCUGAGAGCCCCCGAUACCUCCUCAUUAACUGCAAUGAGGACAGCAAAGCCCGCAGCAUCUUGAUGAAGCUGCGGGGCACUGACGACGUGAGUGACGACAUGGAGGAGAUGAGGGAAGAGAGCCAGCAGAUGAAGAGGGAGAAGAGGGUGACCAUACUAGAGCUGUUCCGCUCCCCUGUUUACCGGCAGCCCAUCUUUGUUGCUAUCAUGCUGCAUUUGUCGCAGCAGCUAUCUGGAAUCAAUGCUGUGUUUUAUUACUCAACUGGGAUCUUUCAACGAGCAGGUGUUUCCCAGCCUGUCUACGCAACCAUUGGUGCAGGCGUGGUCAACACUGCCUUCACUUUGGUUUCCUUGUUUAUAGUUGAGCGAGUUGGUAGGAGACCGCUUCAGCUUAUUGGAUUGAUGGGAAUGGCAAUUUCAGCUAUUUUCUUAACUGUUGCCAUGGCAUUGCUGGACCAGUUCAGAUGGAUGUCCUAUCUCAGCAUAGCGGCCAUAUUCAGCUUUGUGGCAUUUUUUGAAAUUGGCCCUGGCCCUAUCCCCUGGUUCAUUGUUGCAGAGCUCUUCAACCAGGGGCCCCGGCCUGCUGCAAUUGCAGUUGCUGGUUUCUCAAAUUGGACUUCCAACUUCCUAGUGGGAAUGAGCUUCCAAUAUAUUGAGCAACUCUGUGGUCCAUAUGUCUUCAUCAUCUUCACUGUACUUUUGCUCGGCUUCUUCGUCUUCACCUACUAUAAGGUGCCGGAGACCAAGGGCCGCAGCUUUGAUGAGAUUGCUGCAGGAUUUCGACAGUCAGCUGGUCAGGGUGCUGAUAAAUACUCGGUCCCUGAAGAGUUCAACACCCUCAGGGGGGAUGACCCUGACCUUUAAAAGAUGUAAUAAAUGACUCACAUGCAGCAAUGUUAACUGUUGCACUUGUGGUACACUGUAGGUGAAUAUUAAUGUAAAAUUUUAACAACACUAAUCUUUGGGUUAUUUUUACAUAAAAGGGUUUAGACAUGGAAAGUACUGUAACAUAAAGAUGGCUAGGUUGACUGAGGCCACUGUUAGUUGCUUUGGGCCCAGCCUGUAGCCAAGGAAGUCUGUUUUUGACAUUUUCCUCAUAGCCUGGCAUCACUAGACAUAUUCAAAUUUGCAAAUUUGUCUGAAACCUCUCUGUUCAUUUUAAGUGUCCAAGAUUGUAGCUCAAAAUGCCCCUCAACAAAAUUGGAUAGACAUGGGGUCGGCAACCCGCGGCUCUGGAGCCACAUCCGGCUCUUCAGCCUCUCUGCAGUGGCUCACUGUAAAGUGUUGUGCAUGAUUUAUAUUUUCCACGAAACAAUGAACUGAACAAAUCAGUUUUCAUAUGAUGAACAUGAAUGAAGUUCACUCAAACGAGACAGAAAAUGUGUCUGUGUGUGUUCCCAGACAGCGAACACACACACAUGCAGGGAAGAAAUUCCUGCAUGAAAUUCCUGCAUUAAAAUAAUGUAUCAUGA